GUACGUCGAACACACAGACGCGUCUAUGAUUGAAGAGGUUCAAGUAAAACUGUCCUUUCGUUCCGCUGAGAAAACCGAGAAAACCGACCCAGUUCGGUGGGAUUCCCGGUCCACUUGGAUCCGCCUCAUCAGUUUUUAAAGGCUGCCAAAAAGCAAAAUGUCUCCAAUCAAACCCAAGCUUGAUCAGGAGACCAUCUCCUGUUCCAUCUGUUUGGAUCUCCUGAAGGAUCCGGUGACCAUUCCCUGUGGACACAGCUACUGUCUGGGCUGUAUCAAAACCCACUGGGAUAGAGUGGGUAAGAAGAGAGUCUGCAGCUGCCCUCAGUGCAGGAAGGACUUCAAGCUGAGGCCUGACCUGGUGAAAAACAUCAUGUUAGCAGAGCUGGUGGAGGAGCUGAAGAAGAUUGACCUCCAAGCUGCUCCAGAUUAUCAAUGCUAUGCUGGACCUGAAGACGUGUCCUGUGACGUCUGCUCUGACAGGAAACUGAAAGCUGCCAAGUCCUGUCUGGACUGUUUAGUUUCUUUCUGUGAGAAACAUCUCCAGCCUCACCAUGAAGCUCCACCAUUACAGAAACACCAGCUGGUGGAGCCCUCCAAGAAGCUCCAGGAGAACAUCUGCUCUUCUCAUGAUGAGGUGAUGAAGAUCUUCUGUCGUACUGAUCAGCAGUGCAUCUGUUAUCUCUGCGCGAUGGACGGACACAAAGGUCACGAAACGGUGCACGUUUCAGCAGGAAGAGCUGAGAAGCAGAAGGAGCUCGAGGCGAGUCGACAACAAAUCCAGCAGAGAAUCCAGGACCAAGAGAAAGAUG
Nematolebias whitei (Rio pearlfish) is the source of this 809-nucleotide messenger RNA. RefSeq names its product E3 ubiquitin/ISG15 ligase TRIM25-like. Gene Ontology annotation, molecular function: zinc ion binding. NCBI's taxonomy places the organism in Eukaryota, Metazoa, Chordata, Actinopteri, Cyprinodontiformes, Rivulidae. The record is from RefSeq and is a predicted model, not a curated record. The annotation marks the transcript as partial. The transcript is spliced from 2 exons.